Peronospora matthiolae is the source of this 4572-nucleotide messenger RNA. The record is from the annotation of a GenBank genome assembly. NCBI's taxonomy places the organism in Eukaryota, Oomycota, Peronosporomycetes, Peronosporales, Peronosporaceae.
AUGGUCGCGACGACGGCAGACCUGGUGGUCAACGGGAGCAUGGCACAGGCGCUGGACGUGUGUAGACGCCUGCUGCGUACGGGCAGCAGCGUGCAAUGCGUGGAGACAGCGCAGCUCGUACUGGAGCGACUGCGUAGUGGUGGCACCGAUGAUUCGAGUGACGAUGUGAACGCGCUGCUGCGGCUGCUCGGCAACUACGUGACGCCCACGCGGGAGCUGACUGAGGAGAUUCUUUCACUGCUGCUCUUUUGUGAUCAUCGUGUGCUGCUGGUCCAUCACUUGCCCAAGUUGACGUACCAGUCGAAAGAGUGUAUGGAGCUAGUGGUGCAAGCUUAUUUGGAGCUCCUGGCGACGGACCGGUCCUCGUUGGUGCCGGUGCUGGGAUCUCUGGCGGAAAUGCCAUUGGAUACCAGUGAAAAGAACACGGUAGUAGAGGCAACGCAGUCACUGUUGGAUGCGGCGGAAGAGAGUGACAUACCUGCAGUGGUGCAGAGUUUACUGUCUAUGGUGACAAAAUUGUCGGCUCCGAAGGCGCUCGGUCGACUUCGAACCGAGUGCAACCGCAUUCAGUCAGGUACGUUAUCCCUCACGAUGGAAGUGAUUGGACGCUUUGCAAGUGCGGGUUCGGUGGCACUAGCAGCAUUGCUCCGCCUGAUCCGACACGUCGAACCGCUGACAACGUUUGACAUCCUCUCGCUGACUCUCGUGAUGGGCAAGUCGGCUGAAAAUGAGUUAGCUGUACGAACUACAACGUCUAUUGCGCAAAGUGGCCGGAUAUACGGCCGAUUGAUGCGCGAAGCCGCUAUGAUGCUUGUGAGACCAGAAUGGACCUAUCUGCUUCCUUCAUUCGUCCAGUUUUGUAGCUGUCUUCUUGCAACCUGUUUCCGCGCUUCUACUCGGGUCACGCUGGCUUCGAAUUUGAUCAGCAGCUCUGUCGACUCGUUCAUUGUUCUUAUCGAGACCGCCAGUAUUGUGCACGAAGAGGCUUUGAUUCUCUUACUGAAAAUUGCAAGCCAACCUAAGAAGUUAUUGCUACUCGCUAACGCUGAUUCAGUGCAACGUACUCGAAGCACUCUUUGUUGGAAUGUGGCGGAAGCAAUUGCACUGCGGUUAUUAGAACUUGCCCGGAGGAAUGCAGGUGCACUGGCAUCGUCAUCACACUUAUUCCUUGACCACCUUCAUGGAAUUGCUUCUGCUACGACUGUUGCCGAAAGGUAUCCGUCACAUAUUCUCGAUCUACUCUGUUCGACCAUGGCGUUAUUGACGAAGAAGGAACGGGGCAUUUAUUCACUGCUGAUGAUCACUAUUCAAAAACAACUUGUGACGCGGGUAGGAGCUUUUGGUUUGCCUCAUGACCAGCAAUCAUUUCGACUCCAAAGUGGUCGAUCUCUACAGAGUCGUGCCAGUGCCGUGGAGGUAAAACAACUGAUGGCGGUCUUGCUUGCUGGACAUCUCCUUAAAAACCAAGUUGUCAUAGAGUCUCGCGACCGGAAAACACUAGCAAACUGGAUGUUGCGUCUUUUGGCUUCUGCAAAUCGUGAUGAGACGCUGCUGCAUGUGUUGGAAUUCGUGCGAGACGAAAUGAAUCGAUCACGUGAAGUGUCAGCCUUGGAGCAAGAGCGGGCACUACUGACUCCAGCUAUUUUUCAGGUGUUUAGAAAGAAAGGUCUCUGUUGGACAUCGCGCGACGAGGUACUUCAGCGAGUGAAGGAGGACAACAGCGUUGUGAUUGCGUAUGAUGACGUAACCAGCGCUCGCGCAACUGACUGCAACGGGCGGACAACUCUAUUAGUUCUGGAUGCUACAGAUUUCGUGUUCAAGCUUCGCUUUGGUGUGCUGUCGUUUUCGUUUGGUAAAAUGAGCCAAAGUGAACGAGAUGUGCAUCAAAAGCUUCUGGAGCGAGAGUACUUGACGAAAAUGUGUCUUCUCCGGGAACUGUUUCAUUGCUACAUGUGCUUUGCGACUCCUAUCGAGCAAUCUGAAAUUGUAGGUGCUGCGUGCUUGCUCCCUUCCGCUUACAAGCAAGCCUUAAGCGCCGAGGCGUGCGGGUCGAUUGAGCCUGUUGUUUUGAAUACUGUAAUCUGGAAUCUAGUAUGUGCUCUGGAUGUCGCAGUCGCAUCAACUAAUUUUGCUGCAAAACAGUACUCGGCAAUAACAGACACACCAGCAUUGCAACAAGGUCGUAUGGAUCAGCAUGCACGGAUGACAACGAGGUUGAACAUCUGCCUGAAGCAGCGGAAUCAUCUUGCGCAGAUACUGGCUCGUCAGAAGGUCAACAUAGUGGCCCGCUUAGAGAGCAUGACCGACACAGCAAAUUUGCAGUGUACUCGCGGACAAAAGGAUGAACUGGAAUGGAUGCUGCAAGAGGCUUCAGUUGCUGAACAACUACUUAACGGUGAGCUUCGUCGUGUACAAAAGGAACCCCCUCGUGGCUCGCUGUCCGGCCUCGACUUCCGCGUUAUCUGCUUGGUAUUUGAAGGCCAGUUUGGAAGCUUACCGAAACCGACACUGUCGGUGGACGAUGAAUUGGAGCUAUUGCAAGUUUUCAGUCAACACUUACAGAAUAAUGCUAUAUCUUCUUCAGGCUUCGAUGGCUCAUCGGAUAGUAGUGGAAACCUGAAGUUACUUGUCUCGAUGAAAGAAGGACGCUGUACAGUGAAGUGGCUAUGUCAUCGUGCAGCGGAGCUCAGCCACAUGAUCAGCAAUGAUAACUAUGGUGAUGAUUUGAAAUGUUCUGCAGACGAAGACAGUGAGGUUGUCUCAGCAGAAGCUGUGGUCGCAAGAGCGAGGACGAGACAGUCACUUGCUUACAGUCUGGCGUACAUUUACGAUUCGUUCAUUCUGCUGUUAGAAGAGUGUCGUAUCGCAAACACGGCGAGAGACUCUACUUGGACCGAAAAAAUGAUGAAGCUGCUUGCUGCAGGCGCAAGUCCUGGUGACGAUUCGUCUCGUAUCGAUAAGCCGUAUGGAUGUGAUGAGGUCUUUUUUCGCUUCCUGGCGCGACAGUGCCUCGAGUUGACGGACCCUACGCUGGCUUCGUUGGUCAUCGAUGCUCUCGUCUCGCUUGUGCUGAACACGAAGAAGAGCCCUCUUGUCAGUCAGCUAUGCCUCGCUUUGUUGCACCAGACGUUUCCGGCUGCGCCCACUCUAUGCCAGUUCGACGCAUUCGCUGGAAAGUUUCUUAGAGAUCUGCCGCUGAGGUCCCUGUCUAAAGCUGUUGUCUCUCCGGUCAGCGGCCGUGUGUGUUCGUUAGCAAAAUACCGGUGCACUUCGAUGAAAUGGCGUCACAUUGCAUAUCUAGUAGUAGGGGCUUGGGCAUUCACUGCGUCAGCAUCGUCGGGGUCAUUCCUGUUGGCUCAGUUUCUUGAGGAAAUGCGCGCUUUGAUUGACGCCGCUGCAUCUGACAAUGGCGAACGGAACGGCCAGAAGAAGAGAACAGCAGACAUGGAUGAAAGCGAAGACGAAUCGGACGAGAAUGACUUGGACGAAGGACGCUAUCAAGACGAGCUUGCUGUGGUGGCAAAUGGGGAGCACGUUGUGCUGAAAAACCUGACAAAUGAGUCAUUGCCGUUUUUCAUUGAGGCGGUUCUACUUUGUGCUAUCGCUUCAUUGCAUCGAGCAGCCCCGAAGAAAUCGAGCACACAAGCUCUUGCAGAUAUGAAUCCCUUUAUGGACUACUGCAGAGCAAUGAAUGUUUUUGGAAGUGCAUUAAGAGUGUUCGCACAAGCUGAAGCGUGCGGAUUCAACUUGCCGUCAAAGACGAACUUGCUCGUGCUGCGGGGAGGUGCAUUUGCCAUGAGGAGUGUCAGGUCUAUUUUGACGAAAUGUGUAGCCUGGCGCAUCGAUCAAAGUGUGAGCGAUAGCACUGGCGCGUUGGAACAUUUGGUCAUUCUGUUUGGUGCUGCUUAUGCCAUCUCGGUAGCGAUGGAGAAGGUGACGCAUACCUUCCAGGAGCGUGUUGUCUUGAAAAUGCAACGCAAUGGACGGAGAAGAGGGUGGUCCAGUGAGUUACUAGCCAAGGUGUACGGUCGGAAAUAUAAUGCACACCGAUUGAUUUCAAAGACGGAGGCGAAGUUAGUUCCGUUCUUCUCUCACGGCAUCCAAGAGCUUCAAGACUUUCUACAUGGUCAGAGCAACGUGAACAAUAUCAAUCUAGAAGCGGCAAUGGCUCAGUGGGAAGCAGUAGAAGAUAUCUGGGGAAACGUCAAGUAUCGUGACGUAAUGCUAAGUGGUGACAAACUUGUUCGUGCAUGCCAGACUCUCCAGACAAACGAGCUUACAUCUGCAUUGCUUAAGGAUUGGCGACCUGCCGUUUUAGCUGACACGGACGAUGAUGAGACCGAUGACGACGAUGAGGAAGAGUUGGCUGGCACUCAAGAAGGUGAUGAGGAAUCGUUGUCCGAGGAGGAAGACGAUGGCUUUGUUGUGAGGUCCGGUGUGGCCACGUCAACGAACCAAAGAGCCUUGCUGAGUGAUCACAAGAACCUUGCGGUGGGACUUCAAGAUAACGGAGACCUCGGAUUUCCAACUAUAGUUGUCAACUUCAAAAAACAAAAGAAGACGCACAAGUGA